CCCUGGGUCACGAGGCCCCAGCAGGGCCGGAAAGAGCUCUCCUCCACCCCCAUCAGCACGGACACAGCAAGGGGUAUUCAAAGCUGGAGGACAGACCCAAGUGACAUAGGGACCACUGCAUCCAUCCCUGCCUCAGUGUCCCUUCUGCAUGCAACUGGGCACCUCACUCCUAGGGGUGUGCACCCUGGCUGGGAUCCUUCAGUGCCUGGGGGGAUGGAAGGUGAGGCCUUGAGGGGUGAUAGUCAGUCCUGCAUGUGCCGGCUGGGGGCGGGGACUUGAGGCCCGCGCUAGGAGAUCCCCGCCCGCUGGUUUCCUCCGGGGUCAGCCCGGCUCCUUAUCAGGCGCGGCCAGGCAGCCAGGCCCUUAUCUGCACUGGCCCAGCAUCCUCCGGCCGCUGCGCCAGGGGUGAGAGGGAGGAAACCCGGCCGCCAGGGGCGGGGAGAGGGCGGGCGGCCCGGAGCUGCUCACUUUCCCUGGAGGGACCUACCCUGUUGCCACUGCCGCGGUGGCCCUUGGGAGCCAAGGAAGAGGGGCGGCCUGAUGCUGCGGCCCAGACAGGGCCUCCGGCUGCCAGCAGCACGGAGGGGAGCGCAGAGGCCCGAGCGGGUGGCGGUGCCUUGCCUGAAGUCGGAACCGCAUCCUGGACCUGAAGGACAGAGUCACGGCCAUCAGCAGGCAUCUGGAGCAGUGCUGGGGUGAGCACCCCCUCGGGGUCCAUGUGCCCGCCCGAGGCCCAGGCAGAGGUGGGCCCCACCAUGACCGAGAAGGCCAAGAUGGUGUGUGCCCCCAGCCCAGUGCCUGCCCCGCCCCCAAAGCCUGCCUCGCCUGGGCCCCCAAAGGCGGGGGAGGUGGGCCACAGAGGCUCCUCGCCACCCAGGCUGCCCCCUGGCGUGCCAGUGAUCAGCCUGGGCCACACCAGGCCCCCAGGGGCAGCCAUGGCCACCACGGAACUAAGCACCCUCCGUCCCCCGCUGCUGCAACUCUCCACCCUGGGAACCGCCCCACCGCCCCUGGCCCUGCAUUACCACCCUCACCCCUUCCUCAACAGCCUCUACAUUGGGCCGGCAGGACCUUUCAGCAUCUUCCCUAGCAGCCGGCUGAAGCGGAGACCAAGCCAUUGUGAGCUGGAGCUGGCUGAGGGGCACCAGCCCCAGAAGGUGGCCCGGCGCGUGUUCACCAACAGUCGGGAGCGCUGGCGGCAGCAGAACGUGAACGGCGCUUUCGCCGAGCUCAGGAAACUGCUGCCAACGCACCCGCCCGACCGGAAGCUGAGCAAGAACGAGGUGCUCCGCCUUGCCAUGAAAUACAUCGGCUUCCUGGUGCGGCUGCUGCGCGACCAGGCAGCGGCUCUGGCCGCAGGCUCCGCCCCUCCAGGGCCCCGCAAACGGCCGGCGCACCGAGCCCUGGACGACGGCGCCCGCCGCGGGCCUUGUCGCAGGGCCGAGGUGGUGGCGCGCCCGCAGCCCGCGCCCCCAGGCGGCCCCGAUGGCAGCCCCGGUGGGGCGGGCCGACCCAUCAAGACAGAAAAAGCGGCUGUGAGCCCGGAGGUGCGAUGACCUCCACGGUGUCGCCUCUGAGCCGAAGGGCACUGGGAACUCAGCCCAGGGCCGUCCAGGAAGGGGCGGACGAUGCUCAGCGCCUGCUCUGGAGAUGACUCCCCCGAAGAAGGACCAGUGAAGAGUCCCCUACAGGGGAAAGGGCCCGGGGGUCUGGAAGGGCGACCGUCGCCCCCAGGGGCCCUGCAGACCCUUUUAUCGCCCACCGCCCGCUGGAAGUGGCCUUGUCCGCGUACCCCUCCCGGGGGAGGGGUCUGGGAACCAACACGUCAGAGCGGUCAUCGGACCCAAGUGGUGCCGCAUUUUUCUGUGCUGGGGUCACCGAGGGAGGUGGGGAGGGACCGGAGAGCCUACUCCUUUCUCACCGGCGCCCCCUCCCGGAGACUAAGAGAUACGCGCUCCUCGACGGUGGCGGCCGCCGGCCUGGCGGGAGGAGAGAGGCGCAGAAUCCUUGCGGUGGCCCCACCCCACCCAUCCCGAAACUGUCCCGCACGAUCGCGUUAGCGAAGGCUCAGGCGCUCUUGCUUUUGUUUUUCUUUAUUUCUUUAUUUCACAUACACAUUAGCCAUUCAAUGGAGAAGCCGGAGAGAGUCAGGCAAAGAUGGUAUAACAGAAGCGCAGUGACGGGGGCGGGGUGGGGUGGGGCGGGGCGGAGAGGGAACGUACGGGCUGGCUGCCUACUUGCAUUCCGCUAGGACACUGAAAACCCAGAAAACAAAACAGACAGUAAACUACCCUUGUUUCUUAUGUAUCUCAGUGCAGAGACGGGGGUGGAGGGCAGA
Molecule: messenger RNA, 2338 nt
Organism: Balaenoptera acutorostrata (minke whale)
Lineage: Eukaryota; Metazoa; Chordata; Mammalia; Artiodactyla; Balaenopteridae
Gene: LYL1
Product: LYL1 basic helix-loop-helix family member
Exons: 4
Coding region: 717-1556 (279 amino acids)
Biological process (GO): regulation of transcription by RNA polymerase II
Molecular function (GO): protein dimerization activity; DNA-binding transcription factor activity, RNA polymerase II-specific; RNA polymerase II cis-regulatory region sequence-specific DNA binding
Source: RefSeq, a predicted model, not a curated record